Messenger RNA from Apis cerana (Asiatic honeybee), 855 nucleotides. RefSeq lists its product as uncharacterized. The record is from RefSeq and is a predicted model, not a curated record. Lineage: Eukaryota; Metazoa; Arthropoda; Insecta; Hymenoptera; Apidae.
AUAUAUUAAUUAAAUAAAAAAGCUGAUAGUAGAAUAUCAAAUAUGUAAUUACAAUGAAAAAAUGUUUAAAUAUUACUAAACAUUUCAUAAAUUAUAAGUUGAACGCGUAUAUAUAUAAUAUAUAUAUAUAUUAUAUUAUAUAUAGAUGCAUACAAAUACCAUCAAAUGACAAUAUGUGAUAUAACCUCUUUUUUCGUAAAAGGUAAGAAAAAAUAUUAACGAAUGAAGGAAUUGAAAAUAUACUAGAUGUUGAAAUGGAAGUUUUAUUAUAAUAUUAGUAAGAUGCUAUCUUUGAUUAGAUAUCUAAAUAAUCGUAAAUUUUUGAGUCUUAUUUGUAUUCCUAUUGCUGCUGUUGGAUAUUAUAUAGAAGGACUUCUAUCUGAUCGUUAUACACCUCCAACUGCACCAAUAAUGGAACAACGUGAAGAAAGAUUAUUAGCUAAUAUGAAUUCUAUGCCUGAUGAAAAAAGGCAUUCUCCAUUGGAAAUUAAUCUUCCACCAUCAUUAUCUGUAUAAUUAUUAGUAUAAACUAAGUAUAUGAUCAGAAAAAUGUAUAAUAUAAAGAAAAAAUUUAAUUCCAAUCAUAUAAAACCAAAAAUAUAAUUUUAAUAUAUGAUUAUUAUAUUUUAUUAAUAUGAUUUAAUAAAAAUUAGUACAAUAAUUAAUUUCAUCAAUAAGAAAAUUAUGAAAAAUUGAUAUAUUUUUUUAAACAAUUAUUCCAAAUUUGUAUACAACAGUAUGAUGAUAAAUUUUUCCAGGUUCAAGUAUACUAUUAGGAAAAUUUUCCUACAAAUAAUACAAAAAUAUUAGUUUAAAAUAUUUGUAAAUUUUAAUUAAAUUGUCUUAAAUCAACAA